AUGUGGACCGUCAAAACAGCCCACCAAGUGUACAGGCAUAUGUCAUCUGGAUACUAUGCCAAAACAGCGACCAUUUCUGUCCGUCUUUUCGCUUCCCACGCAAAUCUACCCUCCACACCCAUAUCUAUCAAAGUCUCCAAGGCAGAAGUAGAGGCCGGAAAGCUUGGCUGGCACAACGUGGAGAUUGCGACACGCGCGCUUCACCGCGAUGGCCUCGUCGUCCUGGAGGACUUGAUCAAGCACGAAAACCUGGACAAGCUGAACAAGAAGAUGGUCGAAGACGCGUACGUUUUGCAAGCGAUGGGCGAUGAUGGGCCAUUCAACUACAACAAAGGCAAUAUCCAGCAGGAUCCGCCUCUGACGGAGCAGUGGUGGGAUCCAUCCAUCUUCGUCAAUCCGAUUGUUACCCAGGUAACCAGCACAAGCCUGGGGCCAAACCCUCGUCUAUCCUUCGUCUCUGGCAACACGGCGCUUCCUCCCUCGGCGGAUGAUGGUGAGAGCCGGCCGCAGGCGCAGCCGACACACACGGACGCCGACUUCGAUCACCCGGCCAGUCCGUUCGCGCUUGUCGUCAACGUGCCGUUGGUGACGAUGACGCCGGCCAAUGGCUCGACGGAGGUCUGGCUAGGCACCCACACUGGAUCCGACUUGUCUGUCCAGGAGGGCCGGCACGGCGAGAGAGCGAGCGGGCGGAUCAGGGAGGAGCUGUUGCGGCAGAGAAGAGAGGUCAGGCCGCCAAGUCAGCCGGUAGUGCCGAAAGGGGCAGUUGUGGUGAGAGAUCUGAGGCUUUGGCAUGGCGGGAUGCCCAACUUAUCGAAGGAUCCGCGGGUCAUGCUGGCUAUGAUUCACUUCGCACCCUGGUACCGCAAUCCAAUGUUCGUGGAGUUCGCGAAUGAGUUGGGGCCGGCGUUGAGCAACGAGCGGACCGGUCUUCAAGUCCAGGGAACAUUCCUACCGGAAGAAGAAGUGGAAAAGCGUUACUUGAACAGACCAUACGGUAACGCGUAUGACUUCAGCCAACAGCAACCGGUGGAAGGCAUCUUCUGA
Lasiodiplodia theobromae is the source of this 1047-nucleotide messenger RNA. Its product is annotated as Phytanoyl-dioxygenase. The record is from RefSeq and is a predicted model, not a curated record. The transcript has 4 exons. Bases 1 to 1047 code for a protein of 348 amino acids. Lineage: Eukaryota; Fungi; Ascomycota; Dothideomycetes; Botryosphaeriales; Botryosphaeriaceae.